AAAAGAUGUGUCUUCUUGGACCUUGAUGUCUGCUUUCAAGUCUGCUAUCGCAGGCCGCUCAGAACUCAUUCGUGCCAGUUCCUGAGCCACACUGGGUGGUCAGUGACCUGUGGGCAUGAAUGAAAUGAUUCGGAGGGCCUACGAAUGCAAAAUAGGCAGGUCCCAAUCUCAUUUCCUCAGCGAUAUUUCCAUAUUUUUCCAAGCAAGGUCAGCAGAUAAGGUUUGUCGACUGGGACAUAUAGUGCCCGACCCCAAGUCAGGUGUCGAGUCUUGACUCUGAAGCUUUGCAGAUGGAUGAUGUCCUCCCGGUGAUCACCUCGGCAGGAAAGUUGCCCCGAAAGGCACUCGAUCCGGUCGUGGUUGAGUCCAACAACGCGAUCGUUCUUCGCGAACAUGUUGUUCAAUGUUGGCAACCUCUUAGCCCGGGAAGGAUUCGCAACGGAUGCUUGUCGUUAUUCGAGCCAGGAUACCCGACUGGAAUCCUCCCUCAAUAUCGCUGAA
Molecule: messenger RNA, 501 nt
Organism: Mycena citricolor
Lineage: Eukaryota; Fungi; Basidiomycota; Agaricomycetes; Agaricales; Mycenaceae
Source: the annotation of a GenBank genome assembly